AUGGCCGAUCAAAGCAGUGCUGACGGCGGCGAUACUGAAGCCCAGAGACGCGCGUCGGAAAGACGUGUUUCUCAUGCCCAUACUUCUCAUCCGGAAGAUUGGAGCAAUCUAGAUGAGUAUGGGAGACUUGUCAGGUAUGCCUCAACAUACCGGGAGCCCGGUAUGAGAAUGGAGGAGCAGGAGGAGAUAGAGGAGAGACGAGUCUGGUAUGCUCCUUGGAAGAAGACAAGAGUCCGGGUUAAGAAAACGGAUGUUGAACAAACGCAAUUCCCCGCGGACUGGCUCAUUACAGACAUCCAUCAUGGUCUGUCUAGCACUGAGGUUCACAACAGACGUGCGCGGGUGGGCUGGAAUGAACUUGUGGCUGAAAAGGAGAAUCCGUUUGCCAAAUUCCUAUCCUACUUUCAAGGACCGAUUCUAUAUGUCAUGGAGUUGGCCGUUCUUCUUGCAGCUGGUCUUGACGACUGGAUUGAUUUCGGUGUCAUCAUUGGUAUUUUGUGUCUCAACGCUUGUGUCGGCUGGUAUCAGGAGAAGCAGGCUGCCGAUGUCGUUGCUAGUCUCAAGGGAGACAUCGCAAUGAGGGCUAUUGUUGUUCGUGACGGGCAGGAACAAGAGAUUUUGGCUCGAGAGCUUGUGCCUGGUGACGUAAUUAUUGUCAAGGAAGGUAUUGUUAUUCCAGGCGAUGCGAAGCUUAUCUGUGACUACAAUGACCCGCAUGGAUGGGAAGAAUUCCAGCGAAUGCAAGAGUCUGGCGAUCUCGAAAGCUAUAGCGAAGAGUCCGAAAGCGACAAAGAAGGGAAGGAUGAGGGAGAAAAGAGUCGCAAACGAGGCUUUCCCCUUGUGGCUUGUGAUCAUUCGGCCAUCACUGGAGAAUCCCUGGCAGUGGAUCGCUAUAUGGGAGAAAUGGUUUACUAUACCACGGGCUGCAAGCGAGGCAAGGCCUAUGCAGUCGUCCAGACGUCAGCAAAGACUUCUUUUGUCGGCCGCACUGCUUCCAUGGUGCAAGCGGCCCAGGGUGCUGGUCACUUUGAAAUCGUCAUGGACAACAUUGGUACAAUUCUUCUUAUUCUUGUCAUCGCAUGGAUCUUGGCUGCAUGGAUUGGCGGUUUCUACCGACACAUCCCUAUUGCCAGUCCUGGUCAGCAGACGCUCCUUCAUUAUACUCUCGAGUUGCUGAUAAUUGGGGUUCCCGUUGGUCUCCCCGUUGUCACAACCACCACGAUGGCAGUUGGAGCUGCCUAUCUCGCUAAGAAAAAAGCGAUUGUUCAAAAGCUUACUGCAAUCGAGUCAUUGGCUGGCGUAGAUAUUCUGUGCUCUGACAAAACUGGAACGCUUACUGCGAAUAAACUGAGCAUUCGGAACCCAUAUGUCGCCGAAGGCGUUGAUGUCAACUGGAUGUUUGCGGUGGCUGUCCUGGCAUCCUCCCAUAACACUGAAUCGCUUGAUCCAAUUGACAAAGUCACUAUCCUCUCACUCAGGCAGUACCCAAGGGCGAGAGAGAUUCUCCGGAAGGGUUGGAAAACUGAAUCCUUCACGCCAUUUGACCCGGUUUCCAAGCGUAUUGUGACCGUUGCAAGCUGUGAUGGAGUCAAAUAUACGUGCACGAAAGGCGCCCCGAAGGCAGUGCUGGCAUUAACAAAAUGUUCCAAGAAAACUGCGGAUUUAUAUAAGAAUCAAGCCCAGGACUUUGCCCAUCGUGGAUUCCGCUCCUUGGGCGUGGCAGUUCAGAAAGAAGGCGAGGAAUGGACGCUUUUGGGCAUGCUACCAAUGUUUGAUCCACCCCGAGAAGACACUGCGCAGACAAUUAAAGAAGCCCAGAAUCUUGGCAUCAGUGUCAAAAUGCUUACUGGAGACGCCCUUGCUAUCGCGAAGGAGACCUGCAAGAUGCUUGCUCUGGGAACGAAGGUGUAUAAUUCUGAUAAGCUCAUUCAUGGAGGUCUCAGUGGUGCUAUGGCGCUUGACUUAGUUGAAAAGGCAGAUGGGUUUGCCGAAGUGUUUCCAGAACAUAAAUAUCAAGUUGUCGGGAUGUUGCAAGACCGAGGCCAUUUGACAGCCAUGACUGGAGAUGGCGUUAACGACGCACCAUCAUUGAAAAAGGCAGACUGUGGCAUUGCUGUUGAGGGGGCAUCAGAAGCAGCGCAGUCUGCUUCUGAUAUUGUUUUCUUGGAACCAGGAUUGUCAACGAUCAUCGACUCUAUCAAAGUUGCUCGUCAGAUAUUCCACCGCAUGAAGGCGUAUAUUCAAUACCGGAUUGCUCUCUGCUUGCACCUAGAAAUCUACCUAGUAUCAACUAUGAUCAUUCUGAAUGAAAGCAUCCGCGUUGAAUUGAUUGUCUUUCUGGCGCUUUUUGCCGAUCUUGCGACUGUUGCAGUGGCAUACGACCAUGCAUCUUUCGAACUGCGCCCGGUGGAAUGGCAGCUACCUAAAAUCUGGGUUAUUUCGGUCCUUCUUGGACUGUUACUUGCACUGGGGACAUGGACGAUCCGAGGAACCAUGUUCCUGCCAUCUGGAGGCAUUAUCCAGAAUUGGGGUUCAAUCCAGGAAGUCCUGUUCCUCGAAGUUGCCCUCACUGAGAACUGGCUUAUCUUCGUGACAAGAGGCAUGGAAACCUGGCCAUCCGUCCACCUGGUCACUGCCAUUCUCGGCGUGGACGUCUUGGCCACCUGCUUCUGUCUUUUCGGCUGGUUCACUAAUCAGGACAUGCCUACCAAGCCCUCUGAUAAAUACGUCGAGACCCAUAACGGGUUCACGGAUAUUGUCACUGUCGUCCGCAUAUGGGGUUAUUCUCUCGGCGUGGAGGUCGUGAUCGCCCUGGUGUACUUUGUCCUGAACAGAUUCAAAUGGCUCGACGAGCUUGGUCGGACCAAGAGGAAGAAGGGCGAUAUUCAGAUCGAGAACGUCCUUAGCCACCUCUCACGCUUGAACAUUGAAUAUGAGAGACCCGGAGAGCCGAAGGGACGGUUCUUCCUCAGUGCAACGAAGGAGGAAGAAGAGGCCGAAUGAAAGCAGAAUAGAUCUGAUCUAUGAACCUGUCGCGUUCGUUCUUUCUUGUGUCAUUGAUUUGUAUACGUGCUGAUUGUUUCAAGUUAUUUUUUCUUUUCUUCUUUUUCUUUUUUUGUUUUUUUAACUGCCGAUUGGUUUUAUUGAUACUCAUAAUAUGCAAACUGAAAGCUUGCGAGGGAUUCUGGGUGGCAGGAGGACAGAUACUUUCUUAUUACUCACUACCUUUGUUCUAAUUCUUAAGGUUCUAAUACUAGUAAUAUUCGAUAGAUAAUGAAGAUACCUCUCCA
This is a messenger RNA of Monascus purpureus, 3290 nucleotides long. Lineage: Eukaryota; Fungi; Ascomycota; Eurotiomycetes; Eurotiales; Aspergillaceae. The record is from the annotation of a GenBank genome assembly.